Chaetomium strumarium is the source of this 1089-nucleotide messenger RNA. RefSeq lists its product as uncharacterized. Lineage: Eukaryota; Fungi; Ascomycota; Sordariomycetes; Sordariales; Chaetomiaceae. Gene Ontology annotation, molecular function: NAD binding. Bases 1 to 1089 code for a protein of 362 amino acids. The record is from RefSeq and is a predicted model, not a curated record. The transcript is spliced from 2 exons.
AUGGGCUCGACCGUCGAAUCGGCGCCGCCCACCGGCCUCAAGCACGACAUUCUCCUGGUAGUCGUUCCGUUCCCGGCAGACGAGAAAUGGAUGGCCAAGCUCAGGGAACAGCAUCCGGGGCUCGAGGUGCGAUGGGUCCAGCAGCCGCCCGCGCUUGAGAUCGACCCCCCCCUCCCUAAGGAGACCUACGAUGGGGUCACCCUGUUGUGCACCCUCGCGUCCCACCCAUAUGAAAUGCUGCAGAAGGUCCGCUUUGUCCAGCUGCUGUCUGCGGGGGCCGACAGGUGGGUGGGCUCCGAGCUGUACAAGAAGCCAGAUGUCACCUUCUGCACGACGAAUGGCGCACAUGCCCCCCAGAUCGCGGAAUGGGUCAUCGGCACGUGGUUGAUGAUGAACCACCAUUUCAUCGACUACGCCGAGGAGCAGAAGAAGGCCAAGGCCACCCGUUUGAUGCAUCUCAACGUCUACGACUCGCCCGGCCUGCGCAUGGGCGUCCUCGGCUACGGGUCGAUCGGGCGGCAAUGCGCGCGGCUGGCCCAGGCGCUGGGCAUGGAGGUGUACGCCUACACGCGCACCGAGAAGGCAACGCCUGAGUCGCGCAAGGACGACAGCUACUGCGUCCCCGGGACGGGCGACCCGGACGGCCUGAUCCCCGCGAAAUGGUUCCACGGCGCUUCCAGGGAGGCAGUCAACGAGUUCCUCGCCCAGGACCUCGACAUCGUGGUGCUGAGCCUGCCGCUCACCGAGUCGACCAAGAAGAUCCUCGGGCGCGAGCAGUUCGACAUCCUGUCCAAGAAGAAGACUUUUGUCUCGAACAUCGCCCGCGGCGAGCACAUCGACACGGACGCGCUGCUGGACGCGCUGCGCGAGGGCAAGAUCAGGGGCGCCGCGCUGGACGUGACCGACCCGGAGCCGCUGCCCGACAACCACCCGCUCUUCACCGCGCCCAACAUCUUCAUCACGUUCCACAUGGCCUGGCAGUCGCCGCAGCUAUUCCCGCGCGUUCAGGAUAUCGCCGAGAAGAACCUGAUGAGCCUGAGCAAGGGCGAGCCGCUGAUGAAUGCCGUAAACCGCGAGCACCAUUACUAA